Aspergillus udagawae is the source of this 714-nucleotide messenger RNA. RefSeq lists its product as uncharacterized. The record is from RefSeq and is a predicted model, not a curated record. NCBI's taxonomy places the organism in Eukaryota, Fungi, Ascomycota, Eurotiomycetes, Eurotiales, Aspergillaceae. The transcript has 2 exons. Bases 1 to 714 code for a protein of 237 amino acids.
AUGCCCUCUCCUGCCGGGCGCCUCGCCUCGCAGUCAAUCCACAUCGUCGCAAACCCUAACCCCAUUUCCCUCGCCGAAAGCAAACUCAUCCUCAGCGCUCUACAAAAGUUCGGCGAAGUCGUCACAUUCCGAAACCUAAAGUACGACACGACCAACACCUCGAAAGCACCCACACGCCCCAUCCUCGCCAUCUUCGACUCCCCCGACGCCGCAAAACAAGCCCUCUCCUCCUCCCCGCUAACCAUCCGCCUCCCCAACACCGACCCUGCCCAUACCCAUAACCACGACGCUCAGUUCGAGUCACCGCCACCAUCAAGAGCCCAAAAAGCAUAUGCAAGAGCCAAACCAGAGUUCCUGAGAUGCGAGAUCCUCCCGUCCCGGCAUAACCACGAGUCUGCGCUCCAGCGAAACCCCUUCCACGGGACCUUCCGCGUCUACGACUCGACGUACCAGUACCGGGACCUCAUGAAGACGGGGAUCCCGCUGAAGGAACUGGCGGACGAGACGAUGAGUCGGAAGCGGCAUGAGCCGUUCCGCGUGAAGAGGCAGAUGAUGAAGGAGAAUAAGCGGUUGGGCGCCACGUCGUUGAUGAGGUUGUAUCGGGAGGGUCUUGGGGAGAGUAUCCUAGAGGACGGGAAGGAGGGGCACGUGCAGGAGGAAGCUGGGAGGGAAGAUCGAGAGGAGGCCGGAGUGGAUAGGUUGGGGGAGAGAUGA